Helicoverpa zea (corn earworm) is the source of this 5911-nucleotide messenger RNA. Its product is annotated as protein FAM135A. The record is from RefSeq and is a predicted model, not a curated record. The coding region runs from base 68 to 5611 and encodes 1847 amino acids. NCBI's taxonomy places the organism in Eukaryota, Metazoa, Arthropoda, Insecta, Lepidoptera, Noctuidae. The transcript has 17 exons.
GGCCUGGUAGCGGCCGCGGCAUGGCGCGCCGCGCCGCCCGCGCCCGCGCCUGCUGUUCACACACACCAUGACCGACCUGCAGGCCACAUUCGAGUUCUCCGUCGAACUUUACAAGUUCUACAAUGUCGACCUCUUUCAGAGAGGACUAUACCAAGUGCGCGUGGGCCUUCGCGUAUCUCCGAAGGUCCCAGUGCACAUUGAAGCGUCAGUGUCAAGCGGCAAUGGCGCCGCCCGCACCGGCCGACCAGCCGCCAACGCGUCGCUCAUCGGUGGCCUGGCUGCGUCCCGCGCCUUCCAGAUCAUGUACCGCAAUGAGGAGGUCACUCUACGGGACAUCGUGCAUUUUAGAGCUCAUCUUUUAGUGGACAGUCGGAGUCUCAAGGAGUCGCUGGAACGGGCAGAAUGGAGUCUUGGAGUGGAGCUAUGGUGCAGCGAGGGGGCACAGUCCAGUACCCUGGCACCCGUGUCCUGUCGGGUGCUGAAGCUGCACUUCCAGCCUGCGCAAGGACUGCACUACCACCUGCCCGUCCUAUUCGACUACUUCCAUCUGUCAUCAGUGUCCAUCACCAUCCAUGCGAGCCUUGUUGCUUUACAUCAGCCUUAUAUCAAGAAAAGUAUCAUGCAUUAUGUGCAAAGCUGCACUCCUCGCUCAAGUAAACAAUGGGGCAAACUGAUGAAGAGUGCUGGAUCCAACUUCAACACGUCUGGAAGCUUCGAGAAUGUACUCUUUGGCUCAACCGGCAAAUGCGCCGGGGGCAACUCUAGCAAGAUCGCGCAUGCUAGGCAAGUCCACGCCGAAGUGUGCGGGAUCCUGUUAGGGUCUCUGGAAGGGCUACAGAGUGCUCUAGCGAUAUGUGGCUCUCCAGGCAUCCUGCUUACUCCUGAGGAGUCAUCGUCCAACUCCGUGGUUGGAGAAGUCGCGCAAAGAAUAAAGGACCUUAGCGACUUUGGGAAGACAUUCCAGAAGUCGGAAUGCGGCGAGGAGGAGUGGGCGAUGAGCGCGGCGCACGACAUCGCGCGGCUGUGCGCGGAGGUGACGCUGCGCUGGCGCGCCUUCCUGCACCACACCUCCGACCGCCCGCACGUGCACCACGCGCUCGCCGCCAGGCAUCAUGCGCUACGCAUCAAGCGUUUCUCCGAAUGCUUCUUCGUGCUGGACAACCCUCGGCACUCGCUGGCUGGUUGCUACGACAGCAACUACCAGUCGUACCAGAGCGUCGGCGAGGUGGCGCGAAGAUCUCGCUACUUGGCACUGCUGCCGCCGCUGCCGGUGCACUGCAUCGCGUUGGAUGGAGACCCGCAUAUCAUGCCUAUUAUAUUUGAAGACAGAUAUCAAGACACAGCAGAAUUUGCGCGACGGCGAUCAUUCCUGAAUUCAAGUGCUAGUAAAUCUGGAAGCGAUCCAUUCCUCUGUUCGGAGCCUCUUGGAGACGACUGUGCCUGUAGUGUUAGUUCUCUUAUGGACUCCAGAAGACCGUCAUCAGAAGCAUCCAGAGUUACUCUCACAUUACCCAAAACCAUUAUGGACGUUCUUGAACCGCAAUUCAAUGCACCUAAAUCCAGUUCUAGUGUCGUGCAAGCAACUCUGACUUUAGCUCCCCAGAAAUCAGCCCGCGGAUCACCCAAACGAGCUUUAGUGAAACAAAAUGUAGUUGAACUUCCAAAAGCACAUAACAAACAACUCGAGCUUACUGGAAGAAAUAGGUACAUCGUGCAAAACAAUCAAAUUAGCGAGAUUCAACUUCCACCGAACAAUGCAUUCGCCUCAUGCCCGAUACAACAAGGACAGCAAAUGUCUCGAUACUCCGCAUCAACUCUGCUUGAUAUGAAUUCGGCAAAAAGUGCUUCAAACGUGUCGCGUCUAGGAAAAGAGCAAUCAGAACCAGGGCUAGAAGUUUUUCGACAAAAACAUGAGAUCACUAGCGGUGUGAGUACUCUACCAGCUAGGCACAGCAAAUCUCUCGACCAGUUGAGAGUGUCGCAGAUGACACCGCUCAACACUGCUCAAACAUUGACAAAGACUGUGCGAAAUGGUUCUAAUGCUUCUGUCAACUACCCAAAACCAUAUCUACCGCCGCAACAAGUGAAGCCAACAACAUUGCCUAGAAGCGUCACUACUAGUGCUUAUCCAACGAAUACAACGACUAGAUGCAGUUCCAAAGGAGAUGACUAUAGGAGAAAUAUAAGUGAAUUUAGAGAAAAAUACAAAAAUCCUUGUAUUAAAAACGUUGGGCAUGGAGUGAACAAUGAAGUGUUCCAUAAUGUAGGAUACAAUUACGACGGUGGAAUGAAAUCUAAUCCUAACCAAGUUUACGGCUAUACUUUCGGUAAUCAGGGUAAUCUGCAAGUAAACAAUGUUAUUCGUAAUCCGUUAGAAUUUCAAAGAGGCUACAGUGUAAAUUUACCCCGUCCUAUGUUGCCUCCACGUAAUUCUUACCCACCGGUUAGUGGUAAAAAUCAAGUGACUGAUCAAAAUAACUUAGUUUCUAAUAAGCACGUACAUAGAUCUAACUCUACGCAUGUGUUUCAUCAAAAAGUGGAAAAUCAACAAAUUGACAUUGAAGCUGCUCGUAAUCAACUCAGGCAUGAGCUCAAUUAUUAUCUGCAAAAAGGGGACUGGAGUUACGAUUUCAAUACGGGAAGUUUAAUCCAAAACUAUCAAAAGAAAUCGAGUAAAAGUAGUGACGACAGUGGAUUUGUUAUGACUUUAGAUAGAAGCAGCGAUGGAACAUCAAAAUCAACAUAUUCAAAGACACCCCCGUCUACCCCUCAUUCAACGAUGCCAUCUGUGAGGCAUAAGAAAAGUAGAUCCAAAGAAUCAAAACUAAAUCAAAGUGGGAAAGAGAAUACUAAAAUGAACUCUAGUAGAGAUUCAUUGAGCAGUCAUCAUUCCAUUAAAUCACGAGAUAGUAAAUCAGAUCGGCAUACAUCAAAGUCUGAACGUAGUACUCCAAAAUCGGACCGCGCAACGCCACGUUCUGGAAAGUCUACGCCCAAGUCCGGUGGAUUUACUCCAAAGUCAGGUCUGUCUACACCUAAAUCCGGCCGAGCCACUCCUAAAUCCGGUGCAACAACGCCAAAAAGUGGAAGGUCGAGUGGUAAACCAGAGAAACGUACAAAACACAAACCAUCAGAGAAGAUGACUCAACUGAUGUCAGAAGCGGCAUCAUCAUCAAGCAACGAAAGUAUACCUUUUGAGUUAAGAAGAUUGGAGUCUUCUACAAGUGUUCCGUACAGUCUCGACCACGGGCCAGAAUUGUUACGACACUGCAGAAGUGCUGCAUCAGUCUUAGAUGAACCUAACAUGAAUAAUACAUUUGGGUCUGAAUCUUUGCCCAAUUUAGCUCCACCACCAGCUUUUGAGUCACCGCCUCUUGAUAUAGCGGACAAAGACUUCAAAAUAUUACCUCCUAAAAACUUUUUGAAUAAAGAAGAAAAACGACGUAGAAGCACAUCGACGUCUAGUCUGAGUGAGCAAAGUGGCUGGGUAUCUAGUGGACGCAGUUCGGGGCCCUCUUCUCCAGAUAAUGCAAGUUGUCAAUUAAACCAGAAUUUCGCCGCUGGAAAACCAGCUGCACCUAAACCUACUGGUACAACAAAUAAAAACUACGAAGGACCGACCGAUCCUCGUAAACCCGAUGGUGAACCUAUCAGUGACUUUAAGCGAACAGUUCUUAAUGGAGAGCAGUUACGAGAACGACUCUUAAAGUUAGCUGUCAAGGUAGCCCAGAAUACUUCCAAUGAGAAGAUAGAAUGCUGUGAUAAGGAAGUGUGUGAAGAAUGCACCAUAUGUAGUGACUCCAUAUGCACCGAUAGCCAAUGCGAAUAUAAUAAACUAAUGCACAGUAAUGGCAUAGAUGCGGGAUGCAACUCUGAUACUUGUACGGCAAGUUGUUUCCAACAAAUGGCUGAAGUUAAUGCAGUAAAAGGAAAUCAAAGACAUAAUUCUUUUAGCGCUGUACAAGGGAAGACGUAUAGUUCAUCUUCAAAAAGUCUGAAUGAAGGCACGGUGAAAAAGUCUCAAACAAUUAGUGACAAUCUACAUCCUUACAUAAGGAAAGAAAUGCCUCAAAAGCCACAACCGGCACCUGCGAAGUCUCAAUCACUAGACAAAUCUAAAUUGAAAGACAGAAUACAAUACACUGAAAAGUUAAUCGCGGCUGAGAUACGAAGUUUAACGGUGGAUCGAUCUUGCGUCAAACCUUCAAGCCAUAAGAAAGGUGGUUCAUCAGGAAAAUACUCUAACAAAGCUAAAUCUGAAAUUGAUUUAGCCCACUUUGUUGGCGACAAUGACUAUGAGCAUUUACCUCCACCACAACAGUUUAGAGACGCUCCACCUCCACCAGAUGAAUUUAAGGAUCCUCCAACUAAAUCACCGAAGCUGAGUAGACAGAGCAGCAAAUCGUCUACUCCUUCGAAGACGCCGAGGAAACAGCAACAGCAGACGUCUUCUCUUCAGUUAGAUAACCCAUUAUACCAUGUGUGCGAAGGUAUAAUGGAGAGGCGCAAGUUGAGGCCGCAUCAGUCGGUCAAUUCGGGCAGUGCGCCCUCUGGUGGUACGCUUAAUAAAAGUCAGAGCACUGGGGAGCUGGCCAGCAGAAACGAUACUGAACAACGAGAAAGCAAUCUCAUCAGUAUAUUCGGCUUGGCGGAAUCUGAAAGGUUAUUCGUGAAAUGCAGAGAAGAGUUCAGGCAAAGUGUCAAAUAUCCGGGAGCCAUCUACUCUGACUUCCCGCCUGUUGAAAAUUCGCUGCCCUACUUCCAUAUCAGUGAUGAAUAUAGGAUGUUUAAUCCUGAAGGGCUCCACCUUAUCAUCUGCGUUCACGGCCUAGACGGCAACGCGGCAGAUCUUCGCCUGGUAAAGACGUACCUAGAACUGGGUCUACCUGGGGCAAGGCUAGAUUUCCUCAUGUCCGAGAGGAACCAGGGCGACACUUUCUCUGACUUCGACACCAUGACGGAUAGGCUCGUGCAAGAGAUUCUGACCCACAUUCAGAAUUCGAGCGACCCAGCUCGGAUAAGCUUCGUGGGCCAUUCUCUCGGUACCAUCAUCAUCCGCUCAGCCCUCGCGAGGCCACAGAUGAAGCCCUACUUAGGGAAACUUCAUACCUUCCUCUCGUUGAGUGGACCUCAUCUUGGGACGCUGUAUAACUCUAGCGGAUUAGUUAAUGCUGGCAUGUGGUUCAUGCAGAAAUGGAAGAAGUCGGGUUCGUUACUGCAGCUGUCUCUCCGCGACGCGUCGGAUCCUCGGCGUUCGUUCCUCUACCGUCUGAGCGAGAGGAGCCAACUGCACCAGUUCAAACAUAUCCUCCUUUGCGGCUCCGGGCAGGACCGAUAUGUUCCUCUGCAUUCGGCGAGGUUGGAGCUCUGUAAAGCUGCUGCUAAGGAUACCUCGCUGUUGGGGCAAGCUUACAGAGAAAUGGUCCACAACAUGGUAUCACCCCUAGCGGCUCGUGCAUCAUCAGUGUCGGUAGUGCGGUACGACGUGCAGCACGCGUUACCGCACACCGCGAGUGCGUUAGUCGGCCGCGCCGCGCACAUCGCCGCGCUCGACUCCGAUCUAUUCAUCGAGAAGUUUCUACUGGUUUCCGCGCUCAAAUAUUUCCGAUAAAACUACUUUUGAAAUAACUUAAGUUUGGUACAGCUCCCGUCACACAUGUGUGUCCCUAACUCCCCAUGAAUACCUCAGGAGUGCGCGGUAAUGUUAUGGUCUUAUGUUUCGACUGUUCGCAGCCACUAGUAGUUACUAGGUACGGUGCAACAAAGUUAUUUGACUUGUGCAGUAGUAGUACGAUGCACCUAUCGUAUCGGUAUCACCUCUAGCGGCUCGUGCAUCAUCAGUGUCAGUCGUACGGUACGACGUGCAGCACGCAUUACCGCACACAGCCAGCGCGUUAGGCCUCGGCCUCGA